AACAUUAUAUCGGGUUGUUGUACAUUCGUGCGAUUAGGAAUUCGCUUGAACACUGACAUAUCAAUCAUAGGACAAUCAGGAAACAGCUGUGCGUUAUAAAAGUCACUGAUUGAUGUGAAACUGAUAGAAUUUUGCUGCCCCUCUGUAAUCAUUUAGUUACCAGAGGUCCUUGUACUAACCACGACAAGGUGGCAAAAUAAUAAUAUUUAUGUAUGUUUUAAUUAAUCAUAUAUAUGUAACACCUCGCAAUUCCUCUCCGCUUUAUCCUACCUCGGCAGAAUCCAGUGUCUUCUUGCGGCUAAACUAAAACAUGGACGGAGCGAAUCAAUCUUCACAAUCAGUGGCAGGCGCUCAAUCCCAACAGCGGCCUGUCAGUCAUCCACGACCAUUUUGCUAUGUGCAGCCACCCUCUCAACCUUAUUACUCGUAUCAGUGGCAUACCAACAACCCAUACAACCACUACAGCUUCCCCGGAUCAGCAGGUUUACCCUUCGGACGUACAUGCGUCUCUCCCUAUUCUUAUAUGCAGUAUCCAGGAUAUGUCAUGCCUCAUGCUCCAGUGCAUCUCCUUGACUACAGAAGAAUGUAUGACCCUCAUUUCAACCCUGCAGCAUAUGACGCUGUUCGUCGCCACUAUCCCCAUGGCAGUGUGUCGAGGGAGACCACCUGCUCUGGUGCCCAGACAGACCCCAGUGAUGCUUUGAACAAACUGAUUGAGUGCCUAGAUAAACUCCGCGCAGGCGAGGCCUCCUCUGAACGGGAGCUAGACUCCGGCGUCAUCUCUCCGACAUCUGGAGUCUCUUCACUGAGAGAUGAGCCGAAAAAAGAGGAGCCAGAAGAGAGUAAUCGGCAAGAGCCAAUACAGAUUCCCCAAGCAUCUUCUGGGGCUGUGUUCAGCAAUGCCACCACAACUGCAUGCGAAUCAAAUACCCGUCACAGACAGCGGGAGGGCUGGUCAGUGGGUUCAGAUGGCGAGCCACCUCUGGACACGUCAUCUGUUCAUGAGAAGCCUGAGCUUCUUGAGGAGGAGGAGGAGGAGGAGGAGGAGGAUGAGGAGGAAGAAAAUGACAAUGAUGUACAUUUUCAUCAUUGCCAUACUGAAAAGCAAGUCUUGACAUCUGACCAUCCACAAGAUCAUCCUGUUUGCUGUGGAGAAACCAAGAACUCCUCAUUUGAAGGGUUCAGCCAAGGGCCAGAAGAUGGCGCUACGCGAGGCACAGAGGAGAUCAACAGGGUCGUCCCUCAGAGCAAAGCAAGAGCGGCAACCAAGGCGUCUGACACGGAUGACGGUGAUGACCUUGACCUGCCAUACCGAAUUGUCCAUCUGCCUUUUGGCAAGGUGCUUUCUGCUGGAGUCAUUCAGAAGAACUCUGCUGUCAAGGCUCCCUCCACUGUCCCUCCACUCUCCCUUGGCAAUCCCUUCUAUUAUAGCUACUGUGCUCCACAGCUGGCCCACGAGCGCUUGAGUGUCCUCAGCCCUUCUCUGGACGAGCUGUCCUCAAGGGAUGAGAUGUUUUCCACUGACCUUGACGACAUGGAUCUGUUUCCAGGUCACGUGUACACUGGGGGAAGACGGCCCGAGUUGACUGCCAUGCAAGUGCCAAAGCCAGCGCUGACCGAGAGUGGCACCGUGCGCCCCAGGAAGUACACAUGUACCACGUGUGGGCUUCGGGUGCCCAAGAGGAUGGCCACAGCAGAAGCGCAUAUCUCUGGAGCUUAUUGCUGUGAUGACCAGGCUGACUCCGACGAAGGCGCCAUAUCUGAAGCUGACGAAGAAAGCAGAAAGCCCUGCUCACGGAACAUUAGACAGAAGGCUCCCAGCUGUCAAACCUUAAAGUCCACACGUCUCCAACACCAAGCAAAACCUAGGUCUAGGAGGCUGUACUGCAGAGAGAAAACCGAUCACCAAGGACAUUCAGAAUGUAAGGCUCGGGACUAUCCAAUGCACAAGUGCUGUGAAGAAUUGGCUGCUAUGACCGAGAGGAGCCAUAGACACGAGCUACGAGAGGAGCAACAUAGGCCGUGCAGGGAGAAACAGUGCAGAGAAGGUGAGGGCCUGCAUCAGGACUGCCGAGAGAUUGGAGGCGGAAAGGGUUCAGUUAAACCUUCAAAAGUUCAACCUUUGCCACAGAGACAAGCAAGGAGGGUCCAGAGGAGAUCUGUGGCUAAGCCACAACUGUGUCAGAACUCCCAAAGCCAAAACCCAGAGAACGACGAAGAAGAGGAGGAAGAUGGAGAGGAAGUAGAGCUGCCUUAGUUUCACGUGGG
This is a messenger RNA of Sardina pilchardus (European sardine), 2268 nucleotides long. RefSeq names its product bucky ball-like. The coding region runs from base 311 to 2257 and encodes 648 amino acids. The transcript has 5 exons. The record is from RefSeq and is a predicted model, not a curated record. NCBI's taxonomy places the organism in Eukaryota, Metazoa, Chordata, Actinopteri, Clupeiformes, Clupeidae.